CAAAUGUCAACUUCCUUUUUCCAGAAUGUAAGUCUAGCCGACUGUUUGUGCUAAUUCAAAGACCAGCAAGUCACAUAUAGACUAUUUCAGGAGCUGGUUUUAAAUGCUAAAGGUUAGCUUAGAAGUUUAGCUAACUUUUUGUGCGACUUGAGUGUAUUAUACAGCAUUUGAACUGCUGUUAGCUAUAUGUUCUUCUUAAAACAACAAUAUGGGAAGGAAGUCGACGAAGGAAAGCGUGCCUCCGUUCAAGGAAACGUUUGAGCCACUGUCUCUGGAGAGUAAAACCCCAGCAACGGUGGUGUUGCUGUUAAACUCCCAUGAGGAAGACAUUCUAGUAAAAGCAUGUGAAGCAAUCCACAAAUUUGCAGAGAAAGGAGAUGAGAACAAAGUUUGUCUGCUGGGACUAGGAGCCCUGGAGCCUCUUUGCAAGCUUAUUGCUCACAGCAACAGACUGGUCAGACGUAAUGCCUUUAUGGCCCUGGGUAUUAUGGCCACCAAUGGUGAAGUUAACAAUGCUCUAAAAAACCUGAAUGCCAUUCCAUUGAUUAUACAAAAGCUCACACCUGAAGAGGAUGGGGUCGUCCAUGAGUUUGCAACACUGUGCCUUGCCUCUUUGUCAGUGGAUUCUACCUGCAGAGUCGAGAUCUACACCAACAAUGGUAUGCCACCUCUAAUCAAACUCCUAACCAGCCCGGACCCAGAUGUCACGAAGAACUCUCUAGAGAUCAUCUUCAACCUAGUUCAGGACUACAAAAGCCUCCAGGCGGUGUAUGAGUUAGGUGGUAUCCCCUCUCUUCUGGAGCUGCUUAAAUCGGACUUUCCUGUCAUCCAGCAUUUGGCUUUAAAGACGCUACAGUGUGUCAGUACUGAUAAGGAUACACGGAAGACCUUCAGGGAGGAGCAGGGAUUCGAGAAGCUCAUGGAUCUUCUUCAUAAUAUGCAUCUUACUGACCUACAUGCCGAGGCCUUACAUGUAGUGGCAAACUGUUUGAGCGAUAGUGAGACUCUUCAGCUGAUCCACAACAAUGGGGGGCUUGCAAGGCUGAUGGACUUUGUCCUCACACCCCAGACUCCUGGAAUCCAGUCCACCGCAGUCAAAUGUCUCACCAGGGUCGCUCAGAGCUCUGACAGCCGCACCGUUCUCCAUGAGCAGGAUGUAGAGAAAGCUCUAGUAGAGCUUCUGUCUGUGGUUGAUAACAACGUGAAAGCUUCUGCCUGUCAGGCUGUGGCUGCCAUGAGCUUCCACCCAGCCAGCAAAGACAGCUUCAGAGACUUGGGUGGUCUCCCUGUAGUGGUACAGCAGCUGAGUAGCGAGAGCUCGGCACUAAGAGAAGCAGCGACCCAGGCACUCUCAAGUCUCACACAUAGCAACAAGCUCAAUGCCCUUGCGGUAUAUGAGGCAGGGGGCCAUGAGGUCCUCAUUCAGCAGCUGUGUGACAGCUCUGCAAGGACAGUGGCCAACUCUGCUGCCACUCUUUGUAAUAUGGCAGAACAAGAGAUCAUCAAGUCCAGCAUCCUGUCACAUGGAGGCAUACAGGCUCUUGUCGAACCCUUAAAGUCCAAAGAUUCACAGGUCCUGAUCAACACUGCCCUGUGUGUGGCAAUGAUGGCCUGUGACAACGAAGCAAGGGCAAAGCUCCAAAAGGCUGGAGGCCUCCAACCACUCGUCACUCUGCUGCAUUCCAAUAACAAGGAGGUGCUGCAAAAUGCGUGCUUCGCAGUGAAUGUUUGCACUGGGGAUACUUCUUGUGCUCUGGAGAUGUACAGACUUGGGGCCCUGGAAAUACUUCAGGAAGUCAACCGGUCAGUGAACCGUAGAACCAGUUUCAGCAAGCUGGCCAUGAUCAGCCUGCUCAACUCCAACUUGUCUGUUAAAUACAGCCUGACGGGACAUUUGGCUUCCACUGACAUUAUCACAAGUGGCUUCUAUGAUGUUGGGAAGGCUUGUUUGGGUCAGACGGUUCUGACUUUGGAGGAGUUGUCAAAGCAGCCGGUCAACCAGCGCCGGGCCAUUAUUGUUGUCAACACUGCAACUGACCACAGAGAGACAGUAGAUAUGCCUGAAGAAAGACAACCCAGUCGGUCAGAAUCAGAAAUUGGCAGCAAGAGAGGACAAAUCACACCAAGAAAGAAAAAAGAGAAAGACAAACAAUGUGAUGAAGUGCAAGAGCCCCGAACAGAGAAACAACAGAGCAUGACGGAGGAUGUCUCUCUCCAGAUGCUAAUUAAAGAGGCCAGAGACUCCAUCUUACCACUGAAAGAUGAACAAGAGCAGUAUGCUGCCUUGGCCAGGUUGGUGAGUGAAGCCAUGGGUGGAGCAGUGGCCAUUGAAACACUGCACCAAUUCCAAUGGGUGCUGCACCACAGUGAGCUCAGGUUUCAGCUCAAGUCUAAUGUUAUUCCCAUUGGUUUGAUAAGCAAGGGAAUCUACUGCCACAGAGCGCUGCUCUUCAAGUGUCUUGCUGAUUGCAUUGAAAUGAGCUGCACUCUUGUUCGUGGUGAGUACAACCGGACCUGGAAUGAAGUGGUUCUGUUCAGAGAGAACUCCAACAAUCAAAGGUCUUCACAGCCACAGCGCUACAUAGUGGACCUCAUGCAUCAGCCUGGAACCUUACUGGCAGUCGACACCCCGGCUGCUCUGCAGUAUCAGACAAUAUAGUUACGUUUGAAUUAAAUUCAUUCUGUAAGACAUACUUUUACAACAUUCUGUAUGCAAACUGGAUGAACCUUAUCUUAAUAAAUCAUAGGUUACA
Molecule: messenger RNA, 2753 nt
Organism: Girardinichthys multiradiatus
Lineage: Eukaryota; Metazoa; Chordata; Actinopteri; Cyprinodontiformes; Goodeidae
Gene: armc3
Product: armadillo repeat containing 3
Exons: 17
Coding region: 209-2659 (816 amino acids)
Molecular function (GO): protein binding
Source: RefSeq, a predicted model, not a curated record